AUGAGACACGACACAAAUCAGGAAGCCAGCUUUCUGGGAUUUCCUCAUAGCAUGAGGGGGUGGGGGCAGGGGGGGAUUUCGCAGCCACUCACCCUCAUUCACAGGGAUGACGUCUGCCCACGCACUUACCACAAAGAGGCAUCAAAUAGGAGCAGGACGUGUUCAGCCUCCUUCUCCCUGAUUACAGAGCGAUCAGCUCGAAGAAGGCCCGCGCACCUCUCACCUCAAUAUAUCUCUUCUUCCGACCACUGCCUGAUCCUUCCCGCGCACGUCAGCCAUAGAGGGACAAGUCGAAAGCAAUUUGUACAUAGUGAUCCGGCCAAGAUGGAUGUGUUUAUGAAGGGUAUGUCUAAAGCUAAAGAGGGUCUGGCUGUGGCUGCUGAGAAAACCAAGGAGGGAGUCGCAGUGGCAGCGGAAAAGACUAAAGAAGGAGUCAUGUUUGUAGGAAACAAGGCCAAAGACGGGUACGGCACGGUGGCUGAGAGGACCACUGGGGCCAUGGGUAACAUCGCUGCUGCCACUGGUCUGGUGAAGAAGGACGAGUUUCCCUCUGACAUGAACCCAGAGGAGUACGGGCAGGAGGCCAUGGAGGGCCAGGGAGAGGCCAUGCUGGAGCCAGAAGGGGAGACAUAUGACGAGUCCCAGCAGGAGAACCAGGACUACGAACCAGAGGCGUAA
This is a messenger RNA of Knipowitschia caucasica, 678 nucleotides long. The record is from the annotation of a GenBank genome assembly. NCBI's taxonomy places the organism in Eukaryota, Metazoa, Chordata, Actinopteri, Gobiiformes, Gobiidae.